This is a messenger RNA of Moneuplotes crassus, 481 nucleotides long. The record is from the annotation of a GenBank genome assembly. Lineage: Eukaryota; Ciliophora; Spirotrichea; Euplotida; Euplotidae.
AUGAUCAAAAAGGAAAACGAUUUUGCAAGAAAAAGACAAAUUCAUACAGCCAAUUCUACGUCCUCUACUAGGGAAGUAGAUUUGACCAUCAUCUGGGGUAACAAGAACAAGAAUGUCAGAUUAUCAGCAGAGAGACCUCUGUUUGAUCUCUUCACUCAGUUCAACCCAAAAGAAGAGAUGUACACUAAGUACAAUUCAGUGAGAUUCCUGCACAAAGGAGAGAUCUACAGGAAUAUUGACCAGAAGCUUAAUGAACUCUAAAAGACUUAAAGAGCAGAGACCAUAUUGUCAUGAUCACGCAUGAGAAAACCCAAGUUGAUAUCCAGGUAGAGCAGGAAAGAGAGGAAAUUGAGAGAGCAGCAGAGUUCGAUCCAACGAGGUACACAUCUAAUAAUUUUGCAUUCAUCGGAGCAGGGAUCGUUAUAGUAGUGAUCCUUUAUUACUGGGUCAAGCUAAACUUCAUUGAUUAACACGUUUCAAU